AUGGCUGUCCAGAAUCAAGUUGACAACAGUAUUGAGCUUUCACUUCUGCAUCACGUCGGGAUGUUCAUGGGUUUUAUGAUUGCGCUUAUUAUGACGUACCAAUUAUGUCUCAUCUUCUACAACCUAUUUUUCCACCCUCUCGCCAAGUAUCCGGGUCCCCGACUGGCAGCAGCAACUCCCUUGUGGGUUAUUUGGUCCUACUACAAAGGCAAGACACCGUGGGAUCUUUUGGAUCUUCAUAACAAGUACGGGCCUGUCGUCCGAACCACGCCAGAUGGGUUGUCAUUCAUCAACGCCAGUCAGUGGAAAGAGAUAUAUGGCCAUAAACCCUCUGGAGAACUCGAGUUCUCAAAGGAUCCGAAGUAUCACGCGGGGUGGAAAGGAGAGCCAGUCAUUCUCAAUGCCGAUCGUCAUUAUCAUGGCUACAUUCGCAAGCUUUUUGCUCAUGGUUUCUCCGAAAAGGCUUUGAGAGAACAGGAACCAAUCCUGCAGGAGUAUGUCGACCUCUUGUUUCACAGACUUGACAGCAUCAGCCAGAGCGAACAGCCUAUAGACCUCGUACAAUGGUUCAACUAUUUUACAUUUGACUUCAUCGGCUACUUAAUGCCGGACUUCAUGGAAAAGAUGAUUGCUGCACACGAAUCUGGCAAAAUGUCAUACCACCAGCUAGAAGAAAACUCACAAAUCCUGAUUGGUGCAGGAAGUGAGACGACAGCUACUCUCCUUUCUGGUCUCGUUUGGCUUUUGCUCAAGCACCCACGGGUCUACGACAAGCUUGCUACCGAGAUCAGGACGAUGUUCGAAAGGCCUGAGGACAUCACAAUGAUCAGCGUCAACGAAUGUCGGUAUCUGCUUGCCUGCAUCGAAGAGACACUGCGCAUCUACCCCCCUUCACCACAGCCUCAUCCGCGUAUUAUCCCUCCUGGCGGUGCAACAGUUGACAAUGAAUUUCUUCCGGAGGGCACAUUUGUCAGUAUUCCGAUCUAUGCCGCCUCGAACAGUCCUAUGAACUGGACCAAUCCUGAGGAGUUCGCGCCGGAGCGUUGGAUCGGAGAAGACGCAAGAUUCGAUAAUGAUAAACGAGAUGCGUCGCAGCCUUUUCAGUACGGACCACGCAACUGCAUUGGCAGGAAUCUAGCAUACGUUGAGAUGAAGAUCAUAAUGUCUCGACUCCUGUGGCACUUUGAUGUCAUGAACGCAACGGAUUAUAAUUGGAUGGAUCAACGAGUCUUUGCAGUGUGGGAAAAAUCACCUUUGUGGGUGAGACUUUGUCCCGCAAAACGCACUUAG
This is a messenger RNA of Colletotrichum tamarilloi, 1290 nucleotides long. RefSeq names its product averantin oxidoreductase. The coding region runs from base 1 to 1290 and encodes 429 amino acids. The record is from RefSeq and is a predicted model, not a curated record. Lineage: Eukaryota; Fungi; Ascomycota; Sordariomycetes; Glomerellales; Glomerellaceae. Gene Ontology annotation, molecular function: oxidoreductase activity, acting on paired donors, with incorporation or reduction of molecular oxygen; iron ion binding; heme binding. The transcript is spliced from 5 exons.